UUUCGAGCCAUGGCUACUGCUUGAAAAGCUUGGAGUUUUUAUUAAAAAGGAGCUGUUUUGGGUUUAAGGUGGUGGAAGGAUGGGGGAGGUGACGGAGGGGGAUAACGGCAAAGUUGUCGGAGGAAGAGGAGGAGGAGGAGGAGGAGAAGGGGUGGAGGUGAGGGUCCUGGUGGUGGAUGACUCCGCGGUGGACCGAAGGAUAGUGGAGGGCUUGCUCAAAAGGAGUGGGACAAUGUUUGAAGUAAUUGCUGUUGAUAGUGGAAAGAAGGCAAUGGAAGUUCUUGGAUUAAAUGAAGGGAAGACCGAGUCUCCAAUUGUGAAUGACAAGAAGAUCGACAUAAUCCUCACUGACUACUGUAUGCCCGAAAUGACCGGUUAUGACCUUCUAAAGGCUGUUAAGGAGCAGAGCUGCCCGAAAUCUAUUCCUGUGGUCAUAAUGUCAUCAGAAAAUGAGCCACAGAGAAUCAACAGAUGCCGAGCCAUUGGAGCUGAUGAUUUCAUCCUGAAGCCUCUUCAAACAAAAGAUGUGCAGAAGUUGAGAAGCUAUGCAAGACCAAUGGCACUGUCACCCAAAGCAGGCACCAAGAGAAAGAUGCCACUAGACCUAAUGGCUUCCAGUUGGGCGGUCUGUUGGUUAGACUCUGCUCGGUACUUCUACUGUGUGAUCUUUCUUUGUUGGUGUGCAUUAAUAUUGUAUGUAUGACUAAGCCUUCUGCUGAAGGUCUUGUGAACGUUUUCUUAAUAGAAAAUUAUAAAAGCUCUUAUAGUUCUAAAGCU
Elaeis guineensis (African oil palm) is the source of this 777-nucleotide messenger RNA. RefSeq names its product two-component response regulator ORR5. The record is from RefSeq and is a predicted model, not a curated record. Gene Ontology annotation, biological process: cytokinin-activated signaling pathway; phosphorelay signal transduction system. Lineage: Eukaryota; Viridiplantae; Streptophyta; Magnoliopsida; Arecales; Arecaceae.